Molecule: messenger RNA, 612 nt
Organism: Lathyrus oleraceus (garden pea)
Lineage: Eukaryota; Viridiplantae; Streptophyta; Magnoliopsida; Fabales; Fabaceae
Exons: 1
Coding region: 1-612 (203 amino acids)
Source: RefSeq, a predicted model, not a curated record
AUGAGUGGAGAGGCCAAGUACGAAGACUUAGGCUUGGGGGAUAGAAAGGCCAAAUGCAAAGACUUGGGCUUGAUAGGCGGUGAGGCCAAAUGCGAAGAUUUGGGCUUGGGGGAUAGAAAGGCCAAAUGCAAAGACUUGGGCUUGAUAGGUGGAGAGGCCAAAUGCAAAGAUUUGGGUUUGGGGGAUAGAAAGGCCAAAUGCAAAGACUUGGGCUUGAUAGGCGGAGAGACCAAAUGCGAAGAUUUGGGAUUGGGGGAUAGAAAGGCCAAAUGCAAAGACUUGGGCUUGAUAGGCGGAGAGGCCAAAUGCGAAGAUUUAGGCUUGGGGGAUAGAAAGGCCAAAUGCAAAGACUUGGGCUUGAUAGGCGGAGAUGCCAAAUGCGAAGACUUAGGCUUGGAGGAUAGAAGGGCCAAAUGCAAAGACUUGGGAUUGAUAGAUGGAGAGGCCAAAUGCGAAGACUUGGGCUUGGAGGAUAGAAGGGCCAAAUGCAAAGACUUGGGCUUGAUAGGCGGAAGGGCCAAAUGCAAAGAUUUGGGCUUGGGGGAUUGUCAACAAAACGGACCUUCGGGGGUGGUUUGGCCAACAAAACUGGGCUUACAACUGAUUUUCUGA